Tuber aestivum (summer truffle) is the source of this 1497-nucleotide messenger RNA. The record is from the annotation of a GenBank genome assembly. NCBI's taxonomy places the organism in Eukaryota, Fungi, Ascomycota, Pezizomycetes, Pezizales, Tuberaceae.
GCGACACUCCGUUUCUUGCACAUUUGAACUUUCACUUCGAUUCACCAAACGUCAUGGAAUACCGCCUUCUUGGUCGUUCUGGGCUUAAAGUUUCUGUCGUUAGUUUGGGAGGAUGGCUUACCUAUGGUGGCCAUGUUGAAAAGCGUUCGUUCCUGAUUGCUGCUUUGGUACCGCAUUGCCUGGUGUGGCGGUUUGCUGUGUAUGGCGGAACGUCAGGUACACCCGGUGACCAGAAGAUACGCAGCAACAGAAGGCGGGGUGCUGUUUGUAACUUCUCUUCGUCCGAUUUUGUUGAAACCAUCCCAGGAAUACCGGAAGGCUACUUAUUUCUGGGAUACCGGGUGUAGCCGACGUUCUGCUGUACCAAGCAAAGCCAUAUCCGGCAAUGCGAUUCUAUCUCUUGGUUUAAGUGUCUUCGGCUGACGCAUACUAGAAAAAACCUUCGACUGUAUGAAAACGGCUUUUGAUGCCGGAGUCAACUUUUUCGAUACCGCUGAGAGUUAUGCCGGUGGCCAAUCCGAGGUUGUUAUGGGUGAGUGCAUUCGGAAAUACGGCUGGGCCAGAAACGAGCUUGUCAUCUCCACAAAGAUCAAUUGGGGGGGAGCAUCCGCCUCGGAGGGACAUGCGGAGAACUCCGUUGGUCUGUCGAGAAAGCAUAUUGUUGAAGGGUUGAACAACUCUCUUAGACGUUUGGGAUUGGACUACGUCGAUUUGGUCUAUGCCCAUAGACCUGACCGUUUGACACCUAUGCAGGAGAUUGUUAGGGCCUUCAACCAUGUCAUUGACCAAGGGAAAGCUUUUUAUUGGGGAACCAGCGAGUGGUCUGCUGAGGAGAUUGCGGAUGCCUGGGGAGUUGCUGACCGUUUGGGAUUGAUUGGCCCUGUGGUAUUUCUUGGUUUUUUAUUUAUUGAUUUCGAGUGGAAUCUGACAAUUUGGAAACUUUAGAUGGAGCAACCUCAAUACAAUCUCCUAGUACGUGACAAGGUGGAGAAGGAAUACUACAACUUGUAUGCCAAGCACGGCCUCGGUCUGACCACUUUCUCUCCUCUGAGAAUGGGCAUUUUGAGCGGAAAGUACAACGAUUUCAAGAUUCCCGAGGGUUCCCGUCUUUCUAGCUCUUCCGAUUCUUUCACUAAGGCUAUGAGAGAGAAAUUCCACACGGACGAGGAGAUGAGGAAGCAAAUCACCACCACCAAGAGCCUUGAGGUAUUUCCGUUGACCCAAUGCUUAAACUACAUAUCGCAGACUACUAACGGUGCGGCGGUAUCACAGACGGUCGCCAAAGAACUUGGCAUCACCCUUUCCCAACUCGCAAUCGCCUGGGUCAUCAAAAAUCCCAAAGUUUCUAGUGUCAUCACAGGAGCCAGCAAGCCGGAACAGGUCCUCGAGAAUGUGGAGGCCGUGAAGCAUGCUGAAAAAUUGACUCCGGAGAUUAUGGAGAGGAUUGAGAAGAUUGUGGGUAAUAAGCCUCAAUUGGAGAAUAGACGCUUUACUUGA